AUGGCCGCUCCUUGGCCCUUUGUUGAAUGGGGAAUGGAUGUCAUCAGACCAAUUGAGCCAAAAUCUUCUAAUGGACAUCAAUUUAUUUUGGUCGCAGUCGAUUACUUUACUAAAUGGGUGGAGACAAUCACUUUCAAGGCAGUCACUAAGAAGGCGGUCGUGGAUUUUGUCCAUUCAAACAUCAUUUGUCGUUUUGGUAUCCCAAGAACUAUUAUCACAGAUAAUGCUGCAAACCUUAAUAGCAAUUUGAUGAAGGAGGUAUGUGAGCAGUUCAAAAUUGUGCAUCACAAUUCUACUCCAUACCGACCAAAGGCCAACGGAGCUGUGGAGGCAGCCAACAAGAAUAUCAAAAAGAUUCCCAGGAAAAUGGUUCAAGGCACUAGACAAUGGCAUGAGAAGCUGCCUUUUGCACUUUUAGGAUAUCACACAACAGUGUGCACCUCGAUUGGUGCAACUCCUUAUUUGCUGGUGUAUGGGACUGAGGCUGUGAUACCAGCGGAUCGAAGUUGA
Molecule: messenger RNA, 510 nt
Organism: Solanum stenotomum
Lineage: Eukaryota; Viridiplantae; Streptophyta; Magnoliopsida; Solanales; Solanaceae
Exons: 1
Coding region: 1-510 (169 amino acids)
Biological process (GO): DNA integration
Molecular function (GO): nucleic acid binding
Source: RefSeq, a predicted model, not a curated record